AUGCGCCUCGCAUAUACACCUGCUGUCAUUGCUGCCCUGUGCACCAAGGUAGCUCUCGGUGACUUCAUUACACCAACAUACCCGACGCCAGUCGACCUCAGCAGCAACCACAGUUUAGCCCGCGCCAGCUGGCAGAACCUUACCUCGUCACUAGACCAGUACCUACAGGGGAAGCUCAAUGCUUCAGCGGCUGCCGCGUUUGCGGGUGUGGAAGACGUCACCUUCUCUGUGGGCAUGUUCUCGCUGAACGACCCCCAGUCACUCCAGUUACAGUAUCAUCACGCAGCCGCAGAGGUCAAGAACGCCACGGCUGGCACUAGGAGCGUGGACGAGAACAGCAUAUACCGAGUCGCGUCUGUGUCUAAGCUUAUCACGACCUUUGCUGGCCUGCUACGGCUGAGUGCCGAGGACUGGCACCGGCCUCUAUCGGAGAUCAACCCGAACUUCAAGCCGCAGAAGAACUCAAGUGCGGUGGACGUUAUUCAAACCACACAAUGGGACAAGAUUACACCAUGGGCACUUGCUACACAACUCAGCGGCUUGCCUACGCUCGGCUUUCUCGGUGACUACUACAACCAAUCGCUGGCCUCGGAGUUUGGCGGCCCUAUUGUAAACGUCAGCUCCCUCGGCGCCUGUGUCGCCAAUCUGUACAACCACCUAGCUCUUACCUGCUCUACUGCCGAAAUCAUCUCAUCCCUCAAGGACCUCCCGCCCAACUUCCUGCCAUGGAAGACACCCGUCUACUCCGACCUGAACUUUAUGCUGCUCGGGCUGGCCAUCUCUGAUCUUACUAACACGUCUAUUGCGGACGUGUACAGCUCUGCCAUCUUUGCGCCCCUCAACAUGACCUCGUCCAGCGCCCGCAGCCAGAACAAGACGCUGUCGCGCGAAGUCGUCGUCGGCACGCUCGAGUCGUACCUGCUGCUGGACUCCCUGCCCUUCACGGCCCCGUCCGGCGGCGUCCUGUCAACGCUCGGCGACCUUCGUAAGCUCGGCCUCGGCAUCCUCAACAGCACGCUCCUCGAUCGCAACGCGACGGACCGCUGGAUGAAGCCCGUCUCGCACACGGCGAGCCUAAGCUACUCUAUCGGUGCGCCGUGGGAGAUUCACCGCUUUGUCCACCCAUCCGGCCGCGUGACGGACAUUUAUACCAAGCUCGGCGACUCAGGUCUCUACGGCGCCGCGCUGGUUCUGAUCCCGCAGUACGACGCCGGUUUCGCGUUCCUCAACGGCGCGAGCGCCGACGGCCGCUCCGAGACUGCGCUCGGCAUCCUGGACGCCGUGACCACGACCGUACUGCCGGCCCUAGAAGCUGAGGCGGCCGCCGAAGCGAAGCGCAACUUCGUCGGCACGUACUCGUCUUCUACAGAGGGCCUCAAUGUCUCCCUCACCGUCGGCUUUAAUGCCUCGCUGGACUCCACCGACGUGCACUCCGGCCUCGUCGUGACCGAGUGGAUGUACAACGGCACCGACAUCCUCAAGAGCAUCUUCUUCCGCGGCUUCACGCCGCGUCUGGAGCAGUCCGUCGUGCGCCGCGGCGCCGACAGCAAGCCCCGGCAGGUGGCCUUUAUCGCGUCGACGUACGACCAGACACCGACGUACGCCGCCGCGAAGCUGGGGCCGUGGACAGGCUUCUACCACUCCGAUGGGGACUUUAUCUACACGGACCAUUUUCGUUACGGCGGCCAGCCUGUGCGAGAGCUCGUCUUCGACUUGGAUGAGACGGGCGCGGCGGUCAAGUGCACGCCUUCGUACCAAAGAAUUGCAUUGACAAAAUCGAGGCAGUAG
Molecule: messenger RNA, 1788 nt
Organism: Cordyceps fumosorosea ARSEF 2679
Lineage: Eukaryota; Fungi; Ascomycota; Sordariomycetes; Hypocreales; Cordycipitaceae
Product: Beta-lactamase/transpeptidase-like protein
Exons: 2
Coding region: 1-1788 (595 amino acids)
Source: RefSeq, a predicted model, not a curated record